Colletotrichum higginsianum IMI 349063 is the source of this 1134-nucleotide messenger RNA. Its product is annotated as Glycosyl hydrolase family 88. The coding region runs from base 1 to 1134 and encodes 377 amino acids. Gene Ontology annotation, biological process: carbohydrate metabolic process. The transcript has a single exon. Lineage: Eukaryota; Fungi; Ascomycota; Sordariomycetes; Glomerellales; Glomerellaceae. The record is from RefSeq and is a predicted model, not a curated record.
AUGCCUGCCGGUACCGGAAUCACCGAGGUCUCGGGCGUCAAGCGCGCCGAUGUCCACAAGCAGGUCAAGCAGCUAAUCCACGACAUGGUCAACAUCAACGACACGACGGGCGAGUUCCUCAUGACGCUCGAGGACGGCCGUGUCAUCGACACCAAGGGCUGGGAGGACUGGGAGUGGACCCACGGCAUCGGCCUGUACGGCAUCUGGAAGUACUACGAGCUCAACGGCGACCCGGCCGACCUGAAGAUCAUCGAGGACUGGUUCAAGAACCGCUUCGCCGAGGGCCACAAGGGCAAGAACAUCAACACCAUGGCCGUCUUCCUCACCCUUGCCUACGUCUACGAGAAGACGGGCAACGAGACCUACCUGCCCUGGCUCGACAGUUGGGCCGAGUGGGCCUACCACGACCUCCCCCGCACAAAGUACGGCGGCAUGCAGCACAUCACCUACCUCGAGGUCAACGACCAGCAGCUCUGGGACGACACCCUCAUGAUGACCGUCCUGCCCCUCGCCAAGAUCGGCCUCGUCCUCAACCGGCCCCACUACGUCGAGGAGGCCAAGCGCCAGUUCCUCAUCCACCUGCAGUACCUCUUCGACGCCCCCUCCGGCCUCUUCUUCCACGGCUGGACCUUCCACGAGGGCGGCCACAACUUCGCCCGCGCCCGCUGGGCCCGCGGCAACAGCUGGCUGACCAUCGUCAUCCCCGAGUUCAUCGAGCUGCUCGACCUCGCGCCCCAAGACUCGCUGCGCUCCCACCUCGUCAACACCCUCGAGGCCCAGUGCGCCGCCCUCGUGCCCCUGCAGGUCGACAGCGGCCUGUGGCGCACCCUGCUCGACGUCCCCGAGGACGAGGGCUCCUACGUCGAGGCCAGCGCCACCGCCGGCUUCGCCUACGGCAUUCUCAAGGCCCAGCGCAAGAGGUACAUCGGCAAGGAGUACGAGCCCGUCGCCGUCAAGGCCGUCAAGGCCGUCCUCGACAACAUCAGCCCCGAGGGCGAGCUGCUCCACACCUCCUUCGGCACCGGCAUGGGCCACGACCUGCAGCACUACAAGGACAUCCCCCAGACGAGCAUGCCAUACGGCCAGGCCAUGGCCAUGAUGGCCCUCGUCGAGUUCCUGCGCGUCUUUGUAUAA